UAACAGGGAGUCGCGCUAAAUCCGAACGGCAUGGUGCGCGUAUAUCCCUGUGUUCCAUUUAGUCGACAUAUCUAGUUCUGAAGAGCCACGAGUGUUUUUCUUUAUUGAUAACUGUUUUCGCUUCUAAUUCGUCAAUGGGAACUAACGCGUAGAUGAGGAUUGUAUUUUGGAGCUUCGUUUCGCGCAGUCGCUUCUUCCGGAUUUCGCUCUCUCGAUAUCGAGAAUCCCGAUCAUCGAAUUUAAAUAUUUAAACAGGCAACUCUCGCUUUGAGUCGCCGUUUUUCUUCAAUGCUCUGAAAAUUUUUCAUAAAUUCACUUUGGAGAUUGCAGAAGAAGGAUUUUUGGUGUUUUAUCGACGCGAACCAAAGUGAAUCGCGAACACUCGGACGUCUCUCGCGGAAGUAAAAUUGAAUCGCUUUGUCGAAGAAAUCCAAAAAACUCUUUUCAUUCUCCUUCCACGCGAGAAUUGUACGUUUGUCCGGCGCGUCUGUCGACAGCUGUUGAGUUCAUUGUGACUACCGGUGAAUGGAGUUGAGGUUAGAUUGACUCUUGGCGUUUGGUUCGUAAGCUUGUGAAUAUAAUGGAGAAUCAAAACGCACCACCUAUCAAAAGUAAUAAUCCUGCUCCUACGGUGGAACAAAUCAACGCAGACAGGAUCACUCAGCUCGCGAAUAAAUACUGGGCGCCGCACACCACAGACACGCAUCUAGCGUUCAAUCCUCAGGUAGUGGAUGACAUCUAUAUACAGGAAAUAUGUGCCUCCAGGUUCUCUGUCCGGAGGAUUAUGAUGUUGGAGUUCAGCCAGUACUUGGAGAACUUUCUUUGGCCGAAUUACAAUGCAGAGAAUGCCACGCGGGCACACACCAUGUCCAUCGUUGUCAUGGUGAACGAGAAGUUCCGGGAACGAGUACAAGUCUGGGAGGCGUUUGAAAAGAAUCCAACACAAUUUGCUGGAUUCUUUCAGAAGGUUCUCGAAGCAUGCCUAGAGGAGAGUAUAAUGGACUUUAAUUUGAAGGAACAAACGGCACUGAUAGUAUUUUUGAAUCAUUGUUUCAAUUCCAUGGAGGUAUCUCUGGUUCGAGAGGAAGCCAAGAGAUUGGUAUCUCUUUCCAUGUGGAUCUCCUUACAACAAGGGAGGAGAGAACUCGAAUUUAGAAAGUAUCCAAAAUGGAGGAAGUAUUGGAAAAUUAUAAGAAAGAAAGAUAAUCCUGAGCAUAAGGAGAAAUAUGAGUGGGAACGCAAGUUCUUGCAUAAACUUAUGAUAAAAUUCAUGACAAUAUUGGAAACGAUUCCUGCAGAAGGACCUGUACUUCCGGACAAAGUACGUUAUUGUGAGAGAUUUCUGGAGCUGGUAAUCGAUCUCGAGGCCUUACUUCCUACUAGACGUUUCUUCAAUACUGUCAUGGAUGACAAUCACUUAGUGGUGCGCUGCCAGUUAUCUAAUUUAUUGCAUCGUCCAGAAGGAAGUUUAUUUGGUCAGCUCCUGGAAAUGCUCAAGUUCUAUGCCCGAUUCGAGAUCAGCGAGGAGACCGGCAAUCCUCUGACGGAUCAUGACAUGACGGAAUUGCAUUACGCUAAAAUUACGUCCCUUCAGAAUGCGGUCUUCGCAAAAUUCCCAGACCUGAGAAGCUUCGCAUUGGCCAACGUAGCCAGCGUCGACGUCAGAGAUGCUCUUUACAAGCAUUUCGGCUCGCUUAGUCAAGAAAAAUUGAGGUCUAUUGCAAGUUAUUUGAAUUUAGUACCGCCUGUAGAGCGAGAAAAAGACGAGAAUUGGUACCGCCUGGACAUAGAUUUUCUACGCGAAUUGCUAAUAUCGCGACACGAACGUAGGCCGUCGCAACUUGAAGAGUUGAAUGAGAUGCCUCUUUAUCCGACCGAAGACAUCAUCUGGAACGAGAGCAUCGUCCCGACUGAAUACUUUUCCGGCGAAGGUUGUCUGGCUCUGCCAAAACUGAACCUGCAGUUCCUCACGUUACAUGAUUAUCUGUUACGAAACUUCAAUCUAUUCCGCCUAGAAUCUACAUAUGAGAUACGACAAGAUAUCGAGGAUGCCGUGAGCAGAUUGAGUCCUUGGCGGGCAGAAGACGGUGGUGUCUACUUUGGCGGAUGGGCCAGAAUGGCUCAACCUAUCACGCAAUUCGCGGUGGUUGAGGUAGCCAAACCUAACGUCGGCGAAAACAGACCGUCGAGAGUCCGUGCCGAUGUAACGAUAAAUCUCAGCGUUCGUAAGGAGAUUAAGUCCGAAUGGGAGAAUCUUCGCAAGCACGAUGUGUGCUUUCUCAUCACAGUCAAGCCGCCGAAUCCUAUCGGCACGAAAUACAGUCAUAAGCUCCCCUUCGUACCACAAGUGGGUUUAACGACAGUGCGAGGGUGCGAGGUCGAGGGUAUGCUCGACUCGAACGGCAGAGUGAUAGAAGAUGGCCCUGAGCCGAGGCCGAUUCUGCCGGGCGAUUCGCGUACCUAUAGAGUAUGGCUGGAUUGCAAUCAAUACCGGAUCGACAUGGACAACGCCAGUCACGGCGGCGAGGAUGUAUACGAGGGAUUUAAUAUCAUAAUGAGACGUAAACCUAAGGAGAAUAACUUCAAAGCCGUGUUAGAGACUAUAAGGGAGCUCAUGAAUACUGAAUGCGUCGUGCCCGAUUGGUUGCACGAUAUAAUCCUCGGAUAUGGUGAUCCAGGUGCAGCAUGCUAUUCUAGAAUGCCAGAUGAAAUCGCGACGAUAGACUUCAACGAUACAUUCCUCGAUAUCGAUCAUCUACGAGCCAGUUUUCCUCAAUACGAGAUCAAAACGAACUCAGAGGACGAAGGAAAUCUGGUGCGACCGUUUCAGCUAACUUUCGAGGAUGUCCUUGCGAAGCAUAACAACGAAGAACCAAUCAAAAAGGUCAUUACAGUUAAACCACAUGUGCCACCCAGUAGAGGUCCAUACAGAGCGAACGAACCGAAAAAAAAUCAGAUACCCUUCACGCCGACGCAAGUUGAAGCUAUACGUGCUGGAAUGCAACCAGGCUUGACGUUGGUCGUUGGCCCGCCCGGUACGGGUAAAACGGAUGUCGCCGUGCAGAUCAUCUCAAAUCUAUAUCACAAUUUUCCCAAUCAGAGAACGCUGAUUGUAACGCACUCCAAUCAAGCGCUCAAUCAAUUGUUCGAGAAGAUAAUGGCUCUCGAUAUUGACGAGCGACAUUUGUUGCGUCUCGGUCAUGGAGAGGAGGCUUUGGAGACAGAAAAAGACUUUAGUCGCUACGGCAGAGUCAAUUACGUUCUUGCCAAACGUUUAGAUUUACUCCUGGAAGUUCAAAGGUUACAGGAAUCUUUGAACGUGAAGGGUGAUGUCGCGUAUACGUGUGAAACAGCAGGAUACUUUUUUAUGUAUCAAGUGUCCACAAGAUGGGAUCGUUUCCAGGCUAAAAUCAAGCAGAGGCAACACACAAGCGAGAAGUCCGAUUUAUCUUCUAUAAUCGACGAGGAAUUUCCCUUUCACAAGUUUUUCGACAAUGCUCCGCAGCCGCUUUUUAAACGGAAUUCAUAUGAGGAAGAUCUCAAGAUUGCGUGCAGCUGCUUCAGAUACAUUGAAAGGAUAUUCGCGCAAUUGGAGGAGUUUCGUGCUUUCGAAUUACUACGGUCGGGUCUUGAUAGAUCAAAAUAUUUGCUUGUGAAGGAGGCCAAAGUGAUCGCUAUGACUUGUACGCACGCGGCGCUUAAACGUCGCGAGCUUGUCGACAUGGGUUUCAAAUAUGACAAUAUCCUUAUGGAGGAGUCCGCGCAAAUCUUAGAGAUAGAAACUUUCAUACCGUUGCUCCUACAAAAUCCUCAGGAUGGAUAUAAUCGCUUAAAACGUUGGAUAAUGAUAGGAGAUCAUCAUCAAUUACCGCCUGUUAUCAAAAAUAUGGCCUUCCAGAAGUACUCAAACAUGGAGCAAUCGCUGUUCGCGAGAUUCGUGAGAUUGGGUGUACCCACGGUUGAUCUCGACGGCCAAGGUCGUGCUAGACCCAGUAUUUGCAAUCUCUACAAUUGGCGAUACAAGAAACUGGGAAAUCUGACGCACGUGGAGCGCAGCCCGGAGUAUCUGGUAGCGAACGCUGGCUUCCUGUACGACUUCCAACUGGUGAACGUCGAGGAUUUCAAUGGCGUUGGCGAAAGCGAACCCAGCGCUUACUUUUACCAGAAUCUUGCUGAAGCCGAGUACUGCGUUGCAGUGUUUAUGUAUAUGCGUUUGCUAGGAUACCCGGCGGAUAAGAUCAGUAUUCUGACCACGUAUAACGGUCAAAAGCAUCUAAUAAGAGACGUGAUAAAUAUUCGGUGCGCGAACAAUCCUCUAAUUGGCCGGCCGAACAAGGUAACGACCGUCGACAAAUACCAGGGUCAGCAAAACGAUUAUAUCUUGUUGUCUCUGGUGAAAACACGCGCAGUUGGUCAUCUGAGAGACGCGAGACGUCUGGUGGUGGCAAUGUCGCGUGCUCGUCUCGGUCUCUACGUCUUCGCCCGCGUGUCCCUUUUCAAGAACUGCUUCGAGCUUACGCCGGCUUUCGAUCAAUUGAUGCAGAGACCAUUGAAGUUGCAGUUAUUACCGCAGGAACUCUAUCCUACCGAGCGACUGAACGACGCUGCACCCUCAACAGUGCCGAUGGAGAUCGAAGAUAUGCCGCAUAUGGCUAAGUUCGUUUAUGAUUAUUACAUGGAGAAAGUCAGUGGAAUGAAGGGAUCGCAAAAGAUGUGGCAGAAACCGGGAUCCAUGCAGACAUCAAGUAGUCCGACACAUAAAGUUCCCACUCAUCCGGGUGCCGACGAUGAUACCGACGACGAGGAGGAACUCAACCAAGAUGACGCUGAAAUGAGCGAAUCUAAGGAAGAAGAAACGGCAGAGAACAAAUAUGAACCCAUAAAGAAUUUGGUCGAAGAUCCUCCGAGUGAGGCCGAAGACGACCGCUGAAUAUGAUCACGCAAUGAUGUAUCUAUACUGCGCCCAAAAGUUAAUACUAUUAGGAAGCCUAUCGAUGCAUCGGAAACAAAUAGAACAAAUGAAAAUAGCUUGGAAAUAAAACAGCUAUUCGCUUUAAUUCCAAGACAUCAAUGUACAUAUCGUAAAUGAUGUUUGUUUAACAAUUGAUCCAUCGAUACCAUUUUAUAUUUAAUAAUAAGUAUUUUAUUACGGACCAUUAUAUAAUAAUGUAAUAUAUAGAAUUUCCUUAUAUAUCAUCUUAAGAUAAACUAUACUUUUUACAAAUG
Molecule: messenger RNA, 5226 nt
Organism: Pogonomyrmex barbatus (red harvester ant)
Lineage: Eukaryota; Metazoa; Arthropoda; Insecta; Hymenoptera; Formicidae
Product: RNA helicase aquarius
Biological process (GO): mRNA splicing, via spliceosome
Cellular component (GO): catalytic step 2 spliceosome
Molecular function (GO): helicase activity; mRNA binding
Source: RefSeq, a predicted model, not a curated record